This is a messenger RNA of Vigna angularis (adzuki bean), 470 nucleotides long. Its product is annotated as protein RSI-1-like. The transcript has 3 exons. The record is from RefSeq and is a predicted model, not a curated record. Bases 36 to 335 code for a protein of 99 amino acids. NCBI's taxonomy places the organism in Eukaryota, Viridiplantae, Streptophyta, Magnoliopsida, Fabales, Fabaceae.
ACAAAGAAAUAAGAAAAGCUUACAUUCAUAUAGCCAUGGCAGCAGCUUCCUAUUACAGCCCCAUGAUGGUUGCCCUCUCUCUGCUUCUUCUGUUGGUCUCAUUCUCGAGUGUAGCUCAGGCUUAUACGCGCAGCGGAACACUUGGGCCUUCAGAUUGUAAACCGAAGUGCACAUACCGUUGCUCGGCAACUUCACACAAGAAGCCAUGCAUGUUUUUCUGUCAGAAGUGUUGUGCCAAAUGCCUAUGCGUUCCUCCUGGUACAUACGGCAACAAGCAACUUUGCCCUUGUUACAACUCCUGGAAGACCAAGGAAGGACGACCCAAAUGCCCUUAAACCCAUCAUACCUUCUUUCGCAGAUUCUACUUUCUGUUCCUACAAUAUAUAUAUAUUUAUAUGUAUAACUCUAUAGUUUUAACUCUCUCUUCAGGGUUGAGGGACUCAACGAGAUCUUCACUUUGAUUCUCUUCA